AUGAUAGUAUUUUGUGCUAAUUCAUUGCCUUAAGUGAUUGCCAAUUAGGGGUUGAGACAAUUCUAAGUAAUAACCUAGAAUUUGAAACCAUAACUCAUCUUGAAUUAGUGCGGAGGGGAUAUUGAAACAAGAUCACAAUAUUUUGCAAAGUAUUUAAGCAAAUUCAAUGAACCAUUUCAUUUAAUUGGAUAUGGAAUUGCUGGGUUGGAUUUAAGAUAUGCCUUGAGUCAAAACAAUAGCAUAAGAGCGAAAUCUUUGAUUACCAUAGGCACACCUCAUCGGGGAUCAAUUUUAAGCGAUUUGUACAGGAGAAGAAGAGUUGAGGAUGAUGUCAUUGAGCCCUUAUGUAGAGUAUUGGGAAUCAGAUAAAACUAUUUCGAAGAAAUUAACAGUGAAAACAUAAGGGAUUUCAAUUUGGUAACCACAAAUAAAGAAAAUAUUAAGUAUUUUAGUUUGAAUGCAGAGACUGAAGUUGGAUAGAUGUCAUAAAUUUAUCAAGCCAGUGGGACCAUCAUCGAAAGUGAAAAGGAAUACCCAGUAGAGAGUGGAUCCGAUGGAGUGUUCGCUCAUAAUGAAACAAAGUGGGGACAACAUGUUGCUACAUUGGAUUGCGAUCAUGGGGCAAUGAUUGGAAUACCAAACUAGAGAAAUGGUGAAUAGACUGUGGAUAUAAUUCAAUAAUUGAUCAAAGACUUAUGA
Paramecium tetraurelia is the source of this 699-nucleotide messenger RNA. RefSeq lists its product as uncharacterized. Lineage: Eukaryota; Ciliophora; Oligohymenophorea; Peniculida; Parameciidae. The transcript is spliced from 2 exons. The record is from RefSeq and is a predicted model, not a curated record.